This is a messenger RNA of Dioscorea cayenensis subsp. rotundata (Guinea yam), 441 nucleotides long. RefSeq names its product auxin-responsive protein SAUR64-like. NCBI's taxonomy places the organism in Eukaryota, Viridiplantae, Streptophyta, Magnoliopsida, Dioscoreales, Dioscoreaceae. The transcript has a single exon. The record is from RefSeq and is a predicted model, not a curated record. Gene Ontology annotation, biological process: response to auxin. Bases 1 to 441 code for a protein of 146 amino acids.
AUGGUGAACCCAAAGAGACUCGUUGAAAUGGCUCGAAAAUGGCGAAGGAUGGCCCAAUCAGGGAGGAGGAGGAUAUUGAUGUCAAGAACUAACAGCGGGCUGAAGUCCAGCGAAGGUUCAUUGGCAAGCAAGGGCCAUUUCGUUGUCUAUACAAAAGACGGGCGGCGUUUUGUUGUCCCUUUGGCUCAUCUUAACAGCAAUGUCUUCAAAGAACUCUUCAGGUUAUCUGAAGAAGAGUUUGGGUUGCCUGGUGACAGGCCAAUCAUUCUCCCUUGUGAUGCUGUUUUCAUGGAACAACUUGUUGUGAUUCUUAGAAGAAGAAUUUCGGAAGAUGUGGAGAAAGCUUUGCUUAACUCUAUUGUUUCUAACAGAUGCUCAGCAUCAUCAUCACCAUUCUCCCAUGCUUCUAUUAACAGUUAUGCACUUGUGCAUGGAUUCUAA